This is a messenger RNA of Striga asiatica, 1440 nucleotides long. NCBI's taxonomy places the organism in Eukaryota, Viridiplantae, Streptophyta, Magnoliopsida, Lamiales, Orobanchaceae. The record is from the annotation of a GenBank genome assembly.
AUGGGGCCGAAGAAGGGUUUCCAGCUCCUGGAGAUAAACGUGAUAUCCGCCCAAGAUCUGGAGCCCGUGUCUAAGAAGAUGCGGACAUACGCAACGGCCUGGAUGAACCCGGGCCGUAAGCUCUCGUCCUGCGUGGACACGGAAGGGAAGAAUAAUCCUACGUGGAAUGACAAAUUUGUGUUUAAGGUUGACGAGGAGUUCCUGAGGCAGGACACGUCAGCGGUGAUGAUCGAGAUCUAUGCCGUCCACUGGCUGAGGGACGUGUUGGUGGGCACCGUGCGCGUGCUCGUCGGGAACCUCAUUCCCCCGCCCACCCGCUCGCACAACCACAAUUACACCGGGAUGCAAAAGGCGAAAAUUCAAUUCUCAUCCUCUUCUAAAUCUCUGUUUCCCACCCUAAAAGUUAAGAAUGGGCUUAUUUCUUGUCAUGUACGCCGGCCGUCAGGGCGGCCACAGGGCAUCCUCAACAUCGGAGUGGCGCUUCUCGGUUCCUCCAUGAAGAGCAUGGCCCUCUACCGACAGCUCAGCAUGUCGGCAGUAGGGUUUCGAGACCUGAUGGAGGACCCCAUCAGCAUCCAGAACCUCCAAGAAAGCAACAUUGCCACCACCACCAGCAACAACAACAACAACAACAACGUAAAGCCCAUCUUGCUUCGGUCGAAGAGCGAACGAAGCGCCCUCGACCACCUCUCGACCAACGGCUCCUCAAUCCUCAAUCCCAAAGCCAAGGACACCUCAAUCCUCAGCAUCACCGACGGCUACAACCCUUUCUCCAAAUCCAAAGUCGGCAAAGCCAGCUCAGUCAUCAGCGUCCCCAACCCUCCACAAGUCCCCACUAAAAACACCAAAUCCGGCUCAGUGCUCAGCGACUCCAUCCUCAGCAAGGAAUCCUCUGGAUUCCGCCGCAUGGCCGCCGACAAGACAGUCGACGAGAAAUCACUGGUUAAAAAACCGAGCCCCAACAAGGAGAAGCUCUCGUUGGCCAUGCCCAAAUACAACAACAACUACGUGGGGGGCAAGAAGGGGAACUCGGUUUGGUCCGACUCGGAGGUGGGGCCAUCGCCGUCUGAGGUGGCGGCAGCUAUGAUGAUGGCGGAGCGCAAGUACCCGCUCGACGACAAGCAGAGCUCGGUGCUCGACGGGUGGAGCGUGGACGAGAGCGUCGAGGGGCUGAGGUCGAAACUCGAGCGCUGGAGAAUGGACCUUCCGCCGCUCUACGACAGGGCAGCCACUGGUGGAGGUUACUCCACGAGCAGCUACAAGUCGUCUGGAAGGCACACGCGCAGGCAUAGUGAUGGCUCCACUGGUCUUUUCUCUUGCUUUGGGAACAUAUUUGGGUACGAGUGUCAGUGCAUUUGUGGGAAGCCGCCGGGGAGGAGGAGCCGUAGCGCAAGGUUUCAGAGCCCGUCCACGCUCACGCCCGGACGCUCCUUUAUUUAA